UUUCCGGGGUUGUCUUCUCAAAAUAUAAAGCAUGUUAGCUAACCUAGCAGUUUAAAAAUUCGGAAGUAAAAUGUGUCCAGUGAGCUUUAGCUGUCUUUGUUAGAGAAAAAUCAUUGUGCUCUGAAAUGACUUAAGGAAGCGGUGGCUUUGGCGUAUUGUUGGAGCGUAACGUUAAAGAGUAUCGGCAGAAGAUGAUAGAACCAGAGCUACUGACCGAGGUCCCUGCAGCACUUAAGCGGCUCGCGAAGCAGGUCGUAAGGGGUUUCUAUGGAGUGGAACAUGCCUUGGCCCUGGAUGUGCUCAUUCGCAACCCAUGUGUACGUGAGGAGGACAUGCUGGAGCUGCUCAAGUUUGAUCGUAAACAGUUGCGCUCUGUACUCAACACCCUGAAGGCAGACAAGUUUGUCAAGUGCCGCAUGAGAGUGGAAACAGCCCCUGAUGGCAAGACAACACGGCACAACUACUACUUCAUCAACUACAGGGUACUGGUCAACGUGGUCAAGUAUAAAUUGGAUCAUAUGCGGCGACGCAUCGAGACAGAUGAGCGAGACUCCACCAACCGUGCCUCCUUCCGGUGCCCCUGCUGCUUCUCCACCUUCACCGACCUAGAGGCCAACCAGCUGUUUGACCCCAUGACAGGUACAUUUCGAUGCACCUUCUGCCAAACAGAGGUAGAAGAGGAUGCAUCUGUCUGUCCUGAUGGCAGGACACUAGUCGCUCGCUUUAAUGAGCAGAUCGAACCCAUCUAUGCACUGCUUCGUGAGACUGAAGACGUUAACCUGUCCCAUGACCUGCUGGAGCCGGAGCCUGCUGAGAUUCCUGCCCUCAAACAGAGCCGUGAACGUGCUGCAGCAGCAAACUCAAGUGGCCCACACCGCGAAGCCUGGGCUAACAAAGGCUCAUCCUACGCUGACCUGUACACCCAGAAUGUGGUUAUCAGCAUGGAGGAGCAGGAAGACCAGCAGAAGCAGGCCAGUGAAGGCAAGGCACCCAAAGAGAGGCCCGUCUGGUUGACCCAGAGCACUGUGCAGGGUGCUUACAGCGAGCCUGACAUCCUCAAAAACCGUGAUGUUGUUCCUGGAGCCCAGGAUGGAGCGGCUGGUCAGGGAAUUGGUCAGGCGGAUGAAAAUGAGGAAGUGAUGCGUGCCCUGCUCAUACAUGAGAAGAGGAGUGUGGCAGGAGCAGGAGGAGGCGGAGCAAGCGCUGCCACCAAAGCGAUCACCUCCACCACAGUAAAUGCCAGCGACUCCGAGAGUGACACCAGCGAAUCGGAUGACGACUCUCCCUCCAAUCCUCCCCUUGCCACAGCUGCACAGCAUCGGGCCGCCGAGGAGGAGGAUGAAGAGGACGAUGAUGAGUUUGAGGAGGUGGGGGAUGAGCCGAUGGUGAUGGUGGGAGGCCGGCAGUUCUCAUACCGAGAGGUCAGCCAGAGGCCAGAGCUGGUGGAGCAGAUGUCCGCCCAGGAGAAGGAGGCCUACAUUGAAAUGGGACAAACCCUCUUCCAGGACAUGUACUUCUGAACACACACAUACACACUCACACUGAUAUAUGCAGACAUUUACACACAGAUUAUCAAACAAUUUGGUGGAUUGGCUAGGAUCUCCCUAAAGUAUACUUCUGCUCUGUUAAACUGACAAUGGUGACACCUGAGAAAAUGUUUGUAGAACCAACAAGAUGCUGCUUAAGAAGUAUUUACAGUCAGCUUCAUGCUCUUGCAUUAUGAGAAUCAAGGGCAUGCUGACAGUGUUGCCUAAGUGAUCACACCUUUAGUAUUCUGUCCAAAGUAUUUUUUAUUCUCAGUCACCAAGCCAGAAGAGGAAGAGUGCCAAUUUGUUUCUUCUUAGUCUCUGUUUUUUAUUUUAGUUUAACCGGUUGUUUCCACCAGUCAUGUUUAUAGCUGUGUUUUCCAGUCAUGUGUCUCUCAUGUGUCUGAUGGACCAGAUACACUUAAGAUACCAUCAAUACAGCUGUCUACACACCAGCAUAUGUUUUAUGCCUCCAGUCAGUUUUCGUCCGACUCAUGUAUAACUACAUCGAUUGUGCAUUUGACUGUGAGCACUUCCAAAAGACGUGGCAGCACCGAAGGACUGAAGCUGCCAUCAUUGUGCUCCUGACAUGCUGCUUUCUCCCUGGUGUUGUGCCGAAUAUUUUGUUUUUCUAAAGCAAGAUCGGACUGGAUUUAAAAGCUCAUCUCAGGCAAAUGUUGAAUACUAGAGGGAAAAAAGAGAAAAUGGAUGAACUGUUGUGGUUUACAGUAAAAUAUGUCUUUUUCUUAACAAUCUGUAAUAAAAAAAUAUACCGCAGUUCAGCAA
Molecule: messenger RNA, 2312 nt
Organism: Epinephelus lanceolatus (giant grouper)
Lineage: Eukaryota; Metazoa; Chordata; Actinopteri; Perciformes; Serranidae
Gene: gtf2e1
Product: general transcription factor IIE, polypeptide 1, alpha
Biological process (GO): transcription initiation at RNA polymerase II promoter
Cellular component (GO): transcription factor TFIIE complex
Source: RefSeq, a predicted model, not a curated record